AUGUUAUUUAAUGAGAUAAUAACAAUCUUAUCUGAUUCUGAAUUAGAAAUAGAGGCUGAUGCUGCUGCAAACGGAGAAGGCAGCUUGCAGUGUAAUGAAGCAUGGCCGUCAGUUGACACUGCUUCUUUGUACACAGCUGCAGCGCAGAUGGAUGAAAUGAAUGAAACUCAGAAACACGGCGCAGUAUCUCCUGGCGCUAAUGAGGCUAAUGGAUUUUACCAGCUAGAUUUGUUAACAAUUGGCCAAUUUAGCGAAGAGUCUAUAAUAGACACUAUAUUCUUAGCUUUAUGCCCAGACAGUUCUAUUCAGACUCCGAAGCUGCCUUCUAUAUCACCAGCAUUUAGAUUGCCUUAA
Messenger RNA from Trichoderma gamsii, 354 nucleotides. RefSeq lists its product as hypothetical. The transcript is spliced from 2 exons. The record is from RefSeq and is a predicted model, not a curated record. The coding region runs from base 1 to 354 and encodes 117 amino acids. NCBI's taxonomy places the organism in Eukaryota, Fungi, Ascomycota, Sordariomycetes, Hypocreales, Hypocreaceae.